AUGGCCACCAACGGCGCAUCAGGGGAGACGGAUCUCUAUGCCAUCCUGGGCAUAAGCAAAGAUGCUACAAAGUCUGAGAUCAAGAAAGCAUACCACAAAGCAGCGCUACAGCAUCACCCUGACAAGGUAGCGGAGGACCAAAGAGAGGAAGCGGAUGAGAAGUUCAAGACAGUGAGCCAGGCCUACGAAAUUCUUUUUGAUGAGGAGAAGAGGGAAAUGUACGACGUUCACGGUAUGGCUGCAUUUGAUGGAAGUCGACCUGGUAUGGGAGCAGGCGGAGUUGAUUUGGAUGAUAUUUUGGCGCAAAUGUUCGGUGGAGGUAUGGGUGGCAUGGGAGGUAUGCCGCCUGGAUUUGGGGGACCUGGAGGCCCACGAAAACCACGAAGAGGAGCGGACGAAGAGCAGCCAUACAAAAUCACCCUCGAGGACCUGUACAAGGGAAAGACAGUGAAGUUUACGAGCAAGAAAAACGUAAUUUGCAGCCAUUGCAAAGGUAGUGGAGGAAAAGAGAAGGCCAAGCCAGAAACCUGUGGCAGGUGUAAGGGUAGUGGUGUCACCGUUGGUCUAAGAAGCGUUGGACCAGGACUUGUUACCCAAGAAAGAGUUACGUGCGACACUUGCUCAGGAGCUGGUACAAACUAUAGGGAGAAGGACAAGUGUAAGAAGUGCAAAGGAAAGCGUACCACCAAGGAACAAAAGUCAUUGGAAUUAUAUAUACCCAGAGGUGCUAGAGACGGAGAGCGAAUUGUUCUGGAGGGUGAGGCUGAUCAGGUACCUGAUCAAACUCCCGGCGACAUCGUCUUCAUUCUCGAUGAAGAAGAUCACGAAAUCUUCCAGCGAGCUGGCGAUGAUCUUUCUGCGGAGCUCAACAUCACUUUAGCUGAAGCUCUCACAGGCUUUUCAAGAGUGGUCUUGAAACAUUUAGACGGACGUGGUAUCUCGAUAAACCAUCCUCAAGGAAAGGUAUUGGAGCCUGGGCAAAUCUUGAAGAUAGAGGGCGAAGGUAUGCCUUUGAAGAGAAGCGACUCCAAGGGUGAUUUGUACUUGAUCGUAAAAAUCGAAUUCCCUCAGAAUGGUUGGACAGAAGAUGCUGCUACAUUCUCCACUCUGCAAUCAGUCUUGCCUAAACCUGAGCCUCCAAUUACGGCUGAGGAGAUUGAUGAGGUGGAAUACGAUUCAGAUGCCGACAUUGAAGAUUUCGGUGCAAAUUCUGGAGACCCUCGUGCUGGUGGCGAGUGGGAGGAUGAUGAUGAGAAUGAUGAAGGAGGUGCUCAAUGUGCUACUCAAUUUCGCUGGAGAUUGUAUCAACCAACGACAAACAAUCGACAACCCGACGACAAGAUGGUUUCCGCUAAGAAGCACGUUCCUAUCGUCAAGAAGCGCACCAAGCGUUUCCACAGACAUCAGAGCGAUACCUACAAAUGUGUCGACGCAAGCUGGAGAAAGCCUAAGGGUAUUGAUAACCGUGUCCGAAGACGUUUCAAGGGACAAAUGGUUAUGCCAUCGAUUGGUUUCGGUUCCAACAAGAAGACCCGCCACAUGAUGCCAUCCGGACACAAGGCUUUCCUCGUCAACAACACAUCCGACGUCGAGCUUCUCCUUAUGCACAACAAGACCUUCGCCGCAGAGAUCUCCCACGCCGUUUCAUCGAGAAAGAGAGUUGAGAUUGUUGCACGCGCUAAGGCACUUGGUGUUAAGGUCACCAACGCCAAGGCCAGAGUUACUACUGAGGUUUAA
Messenger RNA from Botrytis byssoidea, 1737 nucleotides. RefSeq lists its product as uncharacterized. Gene Ontology annotation, biological process: translation; protein refolding; response to heat. Bases 1 to 1737 code for a protein of 578 amino acids. NCBI's taxonomy places the organism in Eukaryota, Fungi, Ascomycota, Leotiomycetes, Helotiales, Sclerotiniaceae. Gene Ontology annotation, molecular function: Hsp70 protein binding; structural constituent of ribosome; ATP binding. The record is from RefSeq and is a predicted model, not a curated record. The transcript has 9 exons. Gene Ontology annotation, cellular component: cytoplasm; ribosome.